Messenger RNA from Electrophorus electricus (electric eel), 4287 nucleotides. RefSeq names its product TBC1 domain family, member 10Aa (gene tbc1d10aa). Gene Ontology annotation, molecular function: small GTPase binding; GTPase activator activity. Lineage: Eukaryota; Metazoa; Chordata; Actinopteri; Gymnotiformes; Gymnotidae. The record is from RefSeq and is a predicted model, not a curated record. Gene Ontology annotation, biological process: regulation of GTPase activity.
AUGUCGGCAAACUUCGAAAAUGACACUUCGGCGUUACGCCUGUAACGGUCCGCGUUUACGCUUUUUUUUCGUUGAAGAGCUGACCUGAAAGCUUAUUUUUAAAUUAUAAGAAUACUGACCACAGAAGGCAUUAGCUGCAGUAACGUCAAUUUUACUAUAAUUGUUUUUCUCUGAUCGGGAAUCUGAACCGACCAGUUGACUGAAGCAAGCUGGCAGGCUAACCAGCUAGGUUACACCGCUCGAGACGCGAGUGUGAAGAAAUCCGUCCACUUGACUAUCCAGAACUAUCCACUUGGCUGUCCUAGCCGUGUUUUCCCUUGAAACCGAGAGUAUACCACGUAUUUUACGAUCAUCUCUUAAAACAUAUAGGUUAGCUUUUGUUUCUAGAGGUAGCUUACUUUUAACGUUGCAUAGAAUUGACACGUCGGUGCGUGUGCGCUAGCUAAAUUAGCCGGACUAGCUAGCUAAAGUUUCUAGCUACUGACAACAGACUCAUCCUACAUUUAAACGCAUUUGUCUCGUAACUUAACGUUACUAAUGUUAACUCCGAGAAGCAGUUUGAUUUGCUUGUUGUUUAAUAGGCUUUCCUGAUAGUUACCUCAUGUUUGAUAGCUAGCUAGCAGCUUACCAAAAUGGGACAAAAUUGGCGACCGUCAAACUUUUACAAGCUUAGUGUAAGACAAUGAUAAUUUAAUUUAGUAUUGAAACGUUUCGUUUGGUUUUUAUCAUAAUAUAUGAUAGAAAUUAUCAUUUUAAAGCCAGUUUUGUGAAUUCAUGGUUACUAGAUAGCUAAUUAAGCAUUCCAUUUGGUGUUUCACUUCAGUAUCGGUUAGUUGGCUUGUUGAUUUGUAAUGCUGGCCUAAAUUCCGAGUCUGACAAUGGCUGGCUUUGAGAAUGGUGAACGGGCGGCAGACACUGUGAGUUUACAGACUGUCGGUAGUCAGUUUGAUGAAGAGAGCUCACUUGGUUCGGAUUCCGAAAUGAACGGCUAUCCAAGUUCCAGGCCUACGGACAAAUACGGAUUUAUUGGAGGUGCCCAAAAGUAUUCAUCUGAAUCGGCUCAGGAUGUUCCCACAGAGGUGUUGAGGCAGAGGGAGGUCAAAUGGUUGGACAUGCUGAACCACUGGGACAAAUGGAUCAACAAGAGAUUCAGUAAAGUCAGGCUGCGAUGUCAGAAAGGAAUCCCGCCUUCACUGAGGGGCAGGGCCUGGCUUUACCUGUCAGGUGGGAAAGUGAAAAAGGAGCGGAAUAGUGAAAAGUUCAAGGAGUUAGACAGCAUGGAAGGAGACCCUAAGUGGAUAGAUGUGAUCGAGAGAGAUUUGCACAGACAGUUCCCUUUCCAUGAAAUGUUUGUGUCACGACAAGGGCACGGGCAGCAGGACCUGUUGCGGGUGCUGAAGGCCUACACCCUGUACCGGCCGGAGGAGGGCUACUGCCAGGCCCAGGCUCCCAUAGCUGCUGUGCUACUAAUGCACAUGCCUGCUGAGGAUGCCUUCUGGGGCCUGGUUCAGAUUUGUGAGAAAUACCUCCCUGGGUACUACAGUGCAGGCCUGGAGGCCAUUCAGCUGGACGGGGAGAUCCUGAAUGGGCUACUGAAGCGUGUGUGCCCUGCAGCGUAUCGACAUCUAGACAAACACAAGAUCGAACCUAUCCUGUACAUGACUGAGUGGUUCAUGUGUGCCUUCUCCAGAACUCUCCCCUGGGCAGCUGUGCUCAGGGUGUGGGACAUGUUCCUCUGUGAGGGUGUAAAGAUAAUAUUCCGGGUGGGUUUGGUAUUGCUGAGGUGUAUGCUGGGUUCCAGGGAGAAACUAAAGACUUGCCCUGGUCAGUAUGAAACUAUGGAGCUGCUCAGAGCCAUCGAGCCCAGAUACAUGCAAGAGGCAUUUCUCGUACAACAGGUGCUGGAGUUGCCCAUCACGGUGCGUGACGUGGAACGAGAACACCGCACACAGCUGAAGCGCUGGAGGAAGACACACGGCGAGCUCAGUUACAAAGCAGCUCCCAGGAUGCAUGGCGCCCGGGACGUCAUGAAUGUGGAGCCCCACACACGCCACGACCUCCGCCAGAGGCCGACCAUCGUUGUCCACUACCCUUCAGCCCCAGAUCUCAAACCUGAAUUUGCCCGCAAAAAACGUGGGACCCUCAGGAGGAACGUCACGCCUGCUCCGGACUUCCUGAACCCGUACGCCCUGCCCUACGACCCAAAAUCAUCUGAGCAGCCAGGCCAGGCUCCACAGACAGCACAGCCCCCCAGCGAGGUGCCUCCAGACCCUGUACCUGAGGAGCACAGAGCCCAGCCACAGCAGGCUUCUGUCCAUAACCAACAUCAGUCUCCCACUGAAGAGCCCAAGCAGGUGUUCCCAAAGCCUGCAGUAAAGCAGAAGCCCAAGCUGAAUCCUCCCUUCCCUUCCGCAGCUCUUCCCUCCAAAGACCUGCCUCCACCACCACCACCUCAUCAUCCUCCAGCGCCCCCUGUGGGCAAACAAUAUCAAGACUGGCGUCCACACCUGCAGAACUUCCCACCUGUCCUGCCCAGAGCACCUGUUACAGGGUCUGUCCCCACUCCCAAGGACUUCCCUGUUCAGAAUGUCUUGCAGAACUCCUCCCACAUCUUAGAUCCACCUGCACCUACAGACUCUACCUUUCCAGUAGCACACAGCAAACCUGCCUGUGAGGACUCUGGUGCAGCUCCUGGAAAUGGCACUCUGAGUAAAUCCACUGAGAGUAUCAAUAGUUCAGAAGACACCUAUUUGUAACUCAGUUUCGCCACCCAGUGGUGGGAGUGACAGCUGCAUUUUCUAGCAGAGGGUUGAACAGACUGCAGUCCUGGGAGACAGCCUUUUGAUCAUUGUCAAAGCACCACAGAAACAGCAUAUUGGGGUAAUCUGGGAGAUUUAAUGGUUAAUUUGCCACUAUAUCACAACACCAAUGAUAAUAAAUUAUCCAUUCUUUCACUACUAAAAGAAGUUAAUAUCUAGAAAACUGACUAGUGAACUGAAAAGAUUUAACACAGCGGGGUGUUUAGAUGUCAGUUUGUAAGCUUCACCAGAAACAUUUGUCUUUGACCACUCCUAAAAACACAGGAGUUAGGAUAGAAGUAUUCAAAUGAAAGUCUCCAAGAUCCCACAGAUUUUCUACACUCCAAGUCAGCUGUUAUGACUCAGUGGCCAAGCAAUUGCAUCAGCUGUUUAGUUAACAACCAUUGGAAUAUAAAAUCCAGGGCAGGAGUUCGAGUCAUGAGCCUGAUUUGAAAACUCCUGGUUACGGUUGUACACUUCCUGUUCUUUCAGGAAUAAGGAACCACAUGGGUAUUAAAUAGCCGUGUUGUCUACUACAACUAUAAAAGGAACUGUGAAGUACUUUCUGGAACUCUUUACAUUUUUCUGGAUGUCUGACUUCCUGGAACUGAGAUUUGCUCUAAAGAUGAAGGGAAGUAAGCAAAUGAGUGUGAUAUGAAGACUUAUCCACACUACUUUACAGAGGCUGUCUGGUUUUGGUGGAUUUAUUACUGUUCUUUGAUUUUGCUUGUAAAAUUUUGUUUGUUACAUAUUCAUAGGCUGGUAUGUAAAUAGAACUGUGUUACUGUCUUUCCUCAUAAGUGUAUAGUAAGGAUCACUAACGCAUAGUUUCUUACUUAACUGACUCGCUUCAGCUGGGCAAAGAUACUGUGUGCUAUCAAGUUUACUUAAGUGUAAAGUUUAAUUGUGACAAAUAUGAGCAGACGAACUCUUGUUCCACCUUCCGCCACUAGAGGGAAGACUUUGUCUAAAAAUGUUCAACGACGCACAGUCGCAGAAGCUGCAGGUCCUGAGACGUUGCCAACUACAGCCUUCAGCGGGGAAAUGUGUUUUUGGAGAAACGCUUUUCAAGUUAUUUACUACCACUGAUGCAUGCUAUAUAUUUACUUUAUCCUCGAAGUGUAGCCGAAAUUUACAUCCAUCCAUUUACGUACUAAGUCAUUAUGGUGAGGACUGCAGCGGUUCCACUUACUCAUUUUGUUAAUGGUUCCUGCUACUUUAAUUUCACUAUUAUCUGGAUCUUGGUGACACUAGUAUUUUUUAAGAAUAUUUUAUUGGGUACUUUAUUAUUAAAGAAGUAAGAAUUAGAAUGGCCUUAAUAAUUACAUUGAACAUGCGUUUAACGUGUCAAAGCAUACAUAAAGCCUUGAAAAGGGUUCAUUUGAUUUUCUUUUUCCUGUCUAACUAACUGAUUUUAGGACAGUUUAUCUAGAUUCUGUACAAUUAUGCACCUAGAUCGGCCUUAAUAAACAGAUAAUACAUUAUUGAA